UCACUUGAGGCUUCCUUCGGGUUUCACAGAGAAAAUCUUAUCCAAGAGAAAUGGACGCGACUGCGGUUGUUGGCGGCGGUGAUCAGGUGAGUGGUGGUACAGGGAAGGACGGUGCAGAGAGGAGGAUCGAGAUGAAAGUGGUGGUGGCAAUCGACGACAGUGAUGGUAGCUUCUAUGCUCUUAAGUGGGCCCUGGAUAACCUCUUUGUCCCCAUGGCCACUCCUGAAGCCACCCUUGCGAGUGGGGGUAUGGUGUUCCUGGUUCACGUGCACCCCAAGUUGUUCGAAUAUGGAUAUCCCGUUGAAGCCGUAUUUCAUACGACGGCGGCGGCACUGGAUUCCGUGAAGAGAGCUCAGGAAGAAGCGUCUGGAGCCAUACUGUGUCGGGCAUUACAGAUGUGCAAGGAUAAACUGGUGAAAGCAGAGACUAUGAUUCUGAGAGGGGACCCGAGGGAAAUGAUCUGUCAUGCCGCGGAACAAGUGCAUGCUGAUCUCCUCGUUGUGGGCAGCCGUGGACUCGGCCCCGUUUCCAGGACAUUUCUGGGAAGUGUAAGCGAUUACUGCGCUAAUCAUGCAAAAACUCCAGUCCUGAUCGUGAAAACACCCGCGGACGAUAGCGACAAGCAAUGA
Neltuma alba is the source of this 629-nucleotide messenger RNA. Its product is annotated as universal stress protein A-like protein. The coding region runs from base 51 to 629 and encodes 192 amino acids. NCBI's taxonomy places the organism in Eukaryota, Viridiplantae, Streptophyta, Magnoliopsida, Fabales, Fabaceae. The record is from RefSeq and is a predicted model, not a curated record. The transcript is spliced from 4 exons.